Molecule: messenger RNA, 1869 nt
Organism: Nematocida parisii ERTm1
Lineage: Eukaryota; Fungi; Microsporidia
Exons: 1
Coding region: 1-1869 (622 amino acids)
Source: RefSeq, a predicted model, not a curated record
AUGAAUACUCGUAUUCUUAAUUUAAAUAAUGAUCUUAAUAAUACUAGAAAAACAUUAGAAAGCACACAAAAUCAUCUAAAUGCUACUAAUGAUAAACUGGCGCAGCUUGAGAAAGAAAAAGAUCAGCUAGAAGAAGAAACAUUAAAUAAACUGGAAGAAAAAGCCAAUAAUGAAAAAUCAAUUCCGGAUUCAAUUGAAUUUAUUGAUAUUCAAAAUGAAAACAUGGAGUCCAAGGUAUUUUUAAGCGCUGAAGACGCUGAAGUACGUAAGUUCAAAGAUAUGUCAGCCGAUAAAAAAAUGAAGAUUGUAUAUGACGAAAUUCUAGAAAUCCAAAAUUCUUUGGUAGUAGAAGAAAAACAUAAAUUGGUAUGGCAUCAUUUCUUGUUAUUUAACACAGAAAUAAUGCCUGCCAAUUCUUCCGAUGUGAUAAAUAUAGGCCCUGUCUCAAUGGACCCUACAAAUUGGAUUUCCCACCUCAUAAGACAUAAUAUGAUGUAUAAAGAGCAGGCCGCAAAAAUAAGCUACUGCUACUUUAAAGAAUACAAUCCAAAUUCUAUAUUAAAUGUAUACAAACAGCUUCCAAAAAUCUAUAAAAAUGACACAAACAAAAAACCGCAUGCCAUUGUUUUAGAGAAUAUGGUGCGAUAUUGCACUACUCUUCAUGAAUUUUUAGAGCUGACUAGUAAAUUUAUUUUCCUAGAAACUGAUACACUUUCUAAACUAGCAAAUGACCAAUAUCAGUCUUUGUUAGAUGCCAAGAAACUAAAUCGUAUGGGUACUAAGCAUACAUGGUCUUCUGAGAUGCAAAAGCACUUUAAAGACACAUAUAAUGUGCUUCUGGAUUUAUAUAAUAACUGGACGAUAAUACAACAAAAUAGAAAACAAAUAGGGCGUGAGAUGGCUGAUUCUGAUGAGAAAACUCAUACAGCUACUAGCAGCUCGAAUGAAGAACCAAUUCUAGACAAAUAUAUAAGUUUAGAUGAAGCUGUUUCUUCUUUAGAUGUAUUUGUAACCCAUAAAACCCCCAAAUUUAAGGAUUUUAAAGGUAAUUUUCCUAAUACAGAGGUAAUAGGUAAAACAUUAAAUUUCACUAGAACUUCUGACAUGCUGGAUGGCUCUAACCGCUGGGACCUUUUAGAUCAGGCUAUUAGAGAAUGCUCUCAGUUUUUGAGUAAAUCAAACAGCUCUAGCUUAGGAAAUAGUGAAAAUCAGCGACCUUCUAAGAAUAUCGAUUUGAUGUUUAUUUUAUUCAGCGCAAGGCCAGACAUUAAAACGUCUUUUUCUCCUCUAUUCUUCUUAGAUAGAUCUAAAUUAAUAGGAAUUGUGGCAGCCAUUCUUAAUAGACUAGAAGAUUGCCUUGCAGACUUUAAAGCAUUAACACAAGAUACAAAAAUUUAUAAUUCUAUUUUAGAGAAUGAUUUGGCCUUGAUCCAAACAGUUAGAGUUUCUAUGGCAAUUCACUCGGCAGCAGCACUUUUACAACACAAUAUUCUGUCUUUCCAAAGAAGUAAAGACCAUUUUAUAUACAAUUUCGUAUAUAAAAAUCUUUUUGCUACAAGCAAUGCUUCUGUUAAAAUGAUUGAUGAUUCUGAUAAAAAUGAGAAGAACGUAUUUAAAUCAGAAAUGGCCAGAAUAAUUAAUGUAAACCCCAAAGAUUUAAAUAAAACCAAUAGAAAGACAGAAACCAGACAUGAUCCGAAAUACAUCGAGUCUAAGAUAGCAGUAAAACCCUUUGGGCAAAGUCAGAACAGCGAAUACCCAGAAUUUGUAUGGAACCUAAUCAAGGAAAAUGCUGUGGUAGAUUAUUACUUGAAUUACUCGAUGGACCAUAUUAAAAAAUAUGCAUCGAGCAAAAAUAUGAAACAUUAA